Tarenaya hassleriana is the source of this 853-nucleotide messenger RNA. RefSeq lists its product as uncharacterized. Gene Ontology annotation, biological process: mitochondrial proton-transporting ATP synthase complex assembly. Gene Ontology annotation, cellular component: mitochondrial membrane. The coding region runs from base 9 to 737 and encodes 242 amino acids. The record is from RefSeq and is a predicted model, not a curated record. Lineage: Eukaryota; Viridiplantae; Streptophyta; Magnoliopsida; Brassicales; Cleomaceae. The transcript is spliced from 2 exons.
CAGAGAUAAUGGCGAGAUCAAUUCUCCUUCGCUUGCUUCGGUCCCAUUCUCCGCAUCUUUCUUCUAGAAACUUCAACACAGGGUAUCAUCGUUCAAUAACAGGGGCAUGGUCAGAAACCCGAAACAUAACACCCAAAGUUUUGUCUUUUCCUUUGCUUAACGCCACUCAGCAAAGGCGGGCAUCUCAAGCAACGUCAAGAGAAGAUGACAGCAAGAUCAGCAUCGGACCACGCAGAACCGAACCCACAAAGGAAGAUGGGGAGAAAGACUCGGGUGUCGUUUACCACGGUCCGAUCUCAUCCACCAUCAAGAAAGUGAAGAUGCUCUCCCUCUCGACGUGCUGUCUCUCGGUCUCGCUAGGACCUGUCGUGACCUUCAUGACGUCCCCCGAGAUGAACGUGAUCCUGAAAGGAGCGGUUGCAUCUACCGUCAUUUUCUUAAGCGCUUCCACCACGGCUGCUCUCCACUGGUUCGUCAGCCCUUACGUCCACAAGCUGAGGUGGCAGCCGGGCUCUGAUUCCUUUGAGGUUGAGAUGAUGACGUGGCUGGCGACUUACGCUCCCACGACCCUCAAGUUUGCCGAUAUCCGCCCUCCCAAUACCAACCGACCCUUCGUUACCUUCAAGGCUAACGGAAGAUACUACUAUGUGGACGCGGACCGUUGCCACAACAAGGCAUUGCUGGCCAGGCUGACGCCUUCUAAGGAUGCCCAUGAAUCUGCUUUCAAGAAUCUGUGAUCUUCUUUGAGCUUUUUUUGCUUCUGCCGUGGUUUUCUUUCAGACUUGAGCCGUCAAAGCGAGCGAUGAAAUAAAUUCGGAGGCCAUUUUAUAUAGUUUUUAUUUUAUUUUGGUUA